This is a messenger RNA of Miniopterus natalensis, 1476 nucleotides long. Lineage: Eukaryota; Metazoa; Chordata; Mammalia; Chiroptera; Miniopteridae. The record is from RefSeq and is a predicted model, not a curated record.
AGGCCCCAUAGCCUGGUGUGCUACCGCCUGGCCUUGGGGUUUUUGCCCAGGGUUUCGGCCACCAGCCCCUUGGAUGGCCUCCAAGAUGGUGAUAUCUGCCCGCCCCACAAUUCUGCUACAGCUAAUACAUAAAGACACGCCUGGAGGGCCAGGAGCAAGCAUCCGGGAGCAGGUGCUAGAGGAGUUUCUCUGUGACCAGAAGUACAGCGAUGAAGAAGACCUGCCAGAAAAGCUCUCAGCCUUCAAAGAGAAGUACAUGGAGUUUGACCUGAACAAUGAAGGCGAGAUUGACCUGAUGUCUUUAAAGAGGAUGAUGGAGAAGCUCGGGGUGCCCAAGACCCACCUGGAGAUGAAGAAGAUGAUCUCGGAGGUGACAGGUGGGGUCAGCGACACCAUCUCCUACCGAGACUUUGUGAACAUGAUGCUGGGGAAACGGUCGGCUGUCCUCAAGCUAGUCAUGAUGUUUGAAGGAAAAGCCAAAGAGAGCAGCCCCAAGCCUGUUGGGCCCCCUCCAGAGAGAGACAUUGCCAGCCUGCCCUGAGGAUCUGCCUGGACCUGCCCCUGCCCUCCCUGCCCCUGUUCCUCCCUCCUGGUCUCCCUGCCCUCUGGACUUAUGGUGUUUUGUCUUAUUUGGGUUUUCUGCUCAUUGGGCAUGUUUAUUUGGGUUUUUUCAUCUGCAGAAUCAGCGAUCUCUUUGUAAAGCACAAAUUAUCUGCCUUAAAGGGGCUCUGGGCCCCUCCCUCUCUUCCUCCACCCUUCUCCCCGCCCCCCACCCGUGCAGAAGGGCUGACAUCAAACCAAAAAACCGGAGGAGGGCGAGGCCAGGGCAGGGAGGCUGGAAGCUGGGGAUCCCCACGCUUCCUGGAGGUCUCUGUGCUUAGCCCAGGCUCGCUGGCCUGACCCUGGCAAGGACCUUGGCCCACUUCCAGGAGACCUUGGGGUAGGGACAAGGCUGCAGGGCCUCGCCAGGGAUUCCUCAGACACUCUGAGGUUUCAGUGCUCUCGGUGGUCCAGGACGUGGACACUUGCUGCCCCACCGCCCUGGCUGAUGCCCCACUCGGGCCAUGCUUUUUCUCAUAAUUGGUGAGGUGACAGAAGAGGGAAAGUAAGCAAUCUGAGCCCUUCAAGAAGGUUCAGGAAGAAAUCCUCCGGCCUUGCCCCCCUGGCCACACUUUACAGGCAGCUCAGAGGGAGCCCUGUCCCUUGCUGGGCAGCAAAGGGCUUUGGAGGUACAGGGAAGACCAGGGGCCUUGGGAAGGAGGGCAUCCAGCCUAGUGCUCCCCUUAGGGAGGGGACUGAGGGUGACAGGGUAGGACAAUGGAGAAUAAAAUGCUUGUGGCAAAAAGGGUCAGCACAGCUGUUAAGCCAAGACCUGAGAAAUAGGAGGUUGCCUUUCCCAUCCCAGUCUGCUGGAAAACUGGCUGCUUCCCUCCUUCGCCUUCCCACCUUCCAUUAUUCAUUUAUUCAUUCACUUAC